AGGAGAGAGAGGUCUUGCCUCUUGUCUUGCUGAAGCUCUUUGAUUCAGUGGCAGUGGCUGAGACAACCCCGUUACCGGCCACCGUUAACCCGUGUAACUACGAGCUUCGAUCAUACUCAAGAUCAACAGCUCAUGGUGAAGAUUUCCCCGCAGGACAUCGCGUCUUUAUCGCGUCUCUGCAGCGCAAAUCAAAGAGGACAUUUGGCCAAAGCGAACUUUUAUUUAGGAAAAACGCAUUCAUACUGGAUGGCAGCAAAGUCACAAGAUGCUUUGUGUGUCUGAUGAGCGCAACACCUGCCAGUCAUAUAGAAGCGUCAGUGAAAGCUUGGCACAUAAAGGAGUACCUGCGAUGAAGAAACCCGCAAGAAGCUCCACGCGGUAAGAAGUGGAAGAGUGAUAUCCAGAGCAGACAGAAGAGAGAGGAGGCCAAAGAACAAACACCAGCGCGUCCUCAAAUGAUGGGGAUAAAGCACCUUCUGCUUCUUUUGAUUUACUUAGACCCGCUGAAUGUCCUGUGCGCCGCCACCACCAACAAAAGGAGCAAAACCCCGCCGAAGAGGAACUCAAAGGUGAAGGAGGUCAACGGCAGCACCACCGCGCUCCCGCUGGCCGCGGCCGUCCCGGGGAAGAUCACCCAGGUCCAGGCUCCCACGGUCCAGCACGACACCUGCCUGGGCUACUACGACGUGAGCGGGCAGUACGACAAAGAGUUCAGCUGCAACAACACCGACCACCGCUUCUGCUGCGGCAGCUGCUUCCUGCGCUUCUGCUGCGCGGACCGGGGGAAGCGGCUGGAGCAGAAGAGCUGCACCAACUACAACACGCCGGACUGGAUCAAAACCCAGCCCCCUUCACCUGCGCCAACAGGUGACACGUACGACCCGGAGCUGGACCAGACCAACACCACGGUGUACAUCACCUGCGGGGUCGUAGCGCUCAUCAUCGCCAUUGGGAUUUCUGCUAAAGUUGCCUAUGAUAAAGCCACCAAGCCCCCUCAGGAAAUGAAUGUGCAUAGAGCCCUGGCAGACAUUCUGAGGCAACAAGGACCGGUUCCAAUAUCUCAGUAUGAACAUGAAAACAUUGCAGCGAUUGAUGGCUCACCCAAAGACGAGACGCCGGUCAGAACCUCGAAGAAUCACUACACCCCCGUUCACGCCAAGCCAUCGAACCAUGGUCACUAUGGCAAAGAAAACCUGCGCAGCGGAGGCCAAGACAUGCACAACUUCAUCUCCUCCGGGUUUGUUACACUUGGACGUGGCCACUUAAAAGCGCAGCACUCCAUCGACGAAUCGGGGCAGAUGUCCUGGCAGGGCGAUCUGGACAUCCCCCUCUCUUACGGAAACCAUCACCAUGACUACCAGCACAGCCACCUGGAUCUGACUGCUCUGACUCCUAAACUGGCCCACAGACAAAUGAGAUACGAGAGACCCCAGCGGAUGAACAACAUCCUGACCUCAGCCACCGAGCCCUACGACCUGUCCCUGUCCAGAUCCUUCCAGAACCUCAGCCAUCUGCCGCCCUCCUACGAGCUGGCCCUCAAGUCUGAUUUAAGUAAAUACUCCUCCUCUCUCCACAGAUUAAGUGAUAAGGAUGUAGAUGAGUACUACACGCGGAAGCAUCAUCAUCCUGACUUCGGUGGCCGGGGACCGACCCACAUGGUGAAGCUGAACGCAGAUCCCCAGCCGCACCAGCAGCACCAGCAGCACCAGCAGCGGCAGCGUCCCCGCCGAGUCCAGAGGGCCAUGUCCCAGGACCACGUCCUGUCUCCACCAAGGACGCCACGUCGCGGAGACUACGGCUUAUCUUCGUACGGCGUCAUGGCGGCCACCGCAUACAGCAGCAGCCGGCACCUCUCAGAGGAGCAGCUGCUGUCAGCGGACCGCCUCCACUCCCAGGAUCCCUUGCUGUCCCCGUCGAUGAGGCGCGAUAAAUUCCGGGAGAAGGCGAUGGCGCGGGCAAUGUCUCACGCCGACAUGCUGAUGCCUGUCACGCCCGUCAUGGACCGCCACAAGAUGACCAAGAUGCACUCUCAACCCACUGCCUCUAACGACUACAACACGCUGACGGUCAACCACCAAGCGCCCACGUCUAAGAGGCAGGCGUUUGCCUCCCGACGAACACACACGGUGGACCACCUACAGUACAUUCCCGGCCACCACCACACAUACCGCACUGCCAGCAAGAACGAGGUAACUGUUUAACCACAGCGUGGGAGGUUUCCUGAGACACACCACGGACGUCAACAGAUAUCUUCAGCAAAUCAGCAAAUCUCCUCGGCAGAGGUGUUCUGUCUUCUUAUUAAAACAACCUCCUACAUUAGAAAACUCCUCCUGCUUUUUAGCACAAGCUUCCUGUGUCAUCCAGAAUCAACCCCGGCAAAGACAUCUCUCUCUUAGAGCAUCAUAAGGGCUUUGCGCGUUGACACAAAGAGGGAUCCUUCAUGUCGGACGUUUGACAGCCUGAAGAGAAUAUUUUUUAAACUGGAUAUGGGACUGGAAGGGAAUUGUAUUAACUUUAUAAAUAUAUAAAUAUACUAUAUUUACUAUUUGUAUUUUCAGUCCUUGUUAUAGCUUUAGAGAUUCUCAUUGACUGAUGUAAGCACUUCAAGUGGUGCCUCUAGAAAUUGUCCCAUUUCAACGAUGAAGUGGAUUUGUGGGUUAAAAAGCACAAUUAAUGAAUUCCCUCUUUUGUUUGGUUUAUUUUACUCUUGCUUCUUUGGUAAACGGCCAGGACAUAUCAGCUUAUUAGUAAAAACAGAGACUAUUUCUGUUGCAUACAAUAGAUGAUUGUAAAUAGGCUAUAUUAGCAGCAUUAGAACAAGAAAAGCUGGCCCUUUGACACUAUUGUUUGGUUUGGUUUUCUCCCACCUGGAAUCUAUCAUGGAUUCCCAAUUAAUAAUUUUAAUUUAAGAUAAGGCAAAGAUCCCAAAUGAAUAUUAUUUCCACAGAUGUCUGCAAAAUAUGUGGAUGUAAUAUGUAUAUGGGGAGUAUUUUUUUUUUUUUUCACUGUGCUUGUAGCAUAGAAUGAUUGUGUACGAAACAACCUUUUACCCCCGUCGACCGGCAGCUUCAGUCUGCAGGGGAAAUGGAGCCCGAUGGUUGUUUGAAUUCGCUUAAUUUCUGUUCACACGACUCCCUUUCUGCUCGGUUUGUGAUUGGCCAGCUGCUUCCAUCUCUACAUAUCAGGUACUCGUUGUGUCGGAGCUGAGGAGCACAGAGGUCGUAGUUUUGUGUCGGUGUGUUGAUUGAAACAAUCAGUGCUAACGAGGACGUCAUAAUCAAGCAUUAAUUAAAACUGUGAACUGUUUGUCCAGAUGUUUUCAUUAAAGCAAUGCCUUAUUGUAUGGAAUCCCAUGUGCUCUUAAUUGAACAAUCAUGCUUUUGUCACACGUCUCGUUGUCUUAGCUUUUUGUGCAAUAUUAUUGAUAGUUUACCAGCAGAACCAGCAGUUAAACCUGUUCACACGAUACAGUAUACCUCAAAAACACUAAAUUCAAUUAAAAUGGUCUCAAACUUUAAAGGGAAAACAAUCAAUACAUACUAAAGGGUAUUUCUAUUGGAAAUGUGUCACUAAUCUCAUUAACUGAACUUUGUUUAAGGUUUAUGGACUCAUACGUUGCUUUUGUUUUCAGCUGUUCAGUCAGAUGAGAUGGAGAGAAGGGGUCUUCAUGGGUUCACUUGGUUCCUACUCAAACCAGAACCAGAGUGGGGCUGGGUCCAUACUCGUCGUAUAUUGCUGCGUGGGCAGAAGCCCCCGGCGCCACCAAGGCUUCCCUUUGCGCAGUAUCUAGAUGCAGAAGAUUCUCCGAUUCUUUUGAAAGGCUUUUUUGUACGAGCAAGGGAGCCGAGUCAUACUUGCAAGCCGCUCUUCACUGCCCGCCAUAGAUUAUACUUAAUUUACUUUUUUAAAUGCGUAAAGAAGGAACGAUGAAAGUAACGGAGCCAUAAGACCCGCCUCCCUUCUAAUCGUAAUUCACAUUUCUAGAACGUUGGAAACAGUCGCGGUUAGUUUAAGGCUACAAAACUACUUAUAGUUAGAAGAAAGAUCAUGAUGUAAGUCAAAAUAAGUAUGUUUGUUACGUAUCUUUAGCUACGGAUGUAACGUCAUGCGACUGUUCUGGCUGGCAGUAGUACGUCUCCAGUCUUGGCUAUGUCCCAAAUAAAGAUAAUAAAGUUCCAAGUUAUGAAAAAGAUGUACCAGGUCCAGACAAUUCAAUCCAAAGCUGAGGUAUGAAGACCUACUUUUUUUGUAAAUGAAUUGAUCUGGUCUGGGUGGGUCUUCCACCAUUUUGGACCCAUGAAGACCUCUACUUAAAAACUAAAAGGCUUCGACAAUAUGUUCAUUGUCAGACACUUUGAUGGUCAAAAACAGUGCGGUGUGAAAAUCUAAAGAAAGAAUUAUGAAAUUUGUGGGUUUCUCUUAGAGAUUUAUCAGAUUACAACUUGACCUUAUUGUAAAAGUAAACCAUCAGGAGCAUUGCUGUUUCUAUGAUCCUAUACUUGAGUUGUACGCUACUGUAUAUAAACACUUGAUUAGGAUGUUCUUUGUGAACUGUCAUUAUUUAAAGCAAUGUCUCAUUACACAUAAACCCAUGAUUCUGUUGAAAUACGCUCGUCUUGUUGCACAUCUUUCUUAAAUGGUGUCUUAUGUUUUUUUUUAAUGAUUGACCUUGUAGGGAUGUGGAAAGUUGGCCAAAUGAAUUCAACAAAUUGAUUCCUUUAACUUAUUUUAAAAUGAAUGUGCCAUUUUUCUUGUUUUAUGCCAUAUGUAUUAAAUGAUGUCAAUUAGA
Molecule: messenger RNA, 4789 nt
Organism: Cottoperca gobio
Lineage: Eukaryota; Metazoa; Chordata; Actinopteri; Perciformes; Bovichtidae
Gene: shisa6a
Product: shisa family member 6
Exons: 9
Coding region: 456-2201 (581 amino acids)
Biological process (GO): regulation of AMPA receptor activity; regulation of short-term neuronal synaptic plasticity
Cellular component (GO): dendritic spine membrane; AMPA glutamate receptor complex; postsynaptic membrane
Source: RefSeq, a predicted model, not a curated record